This is a messenger RNA of Ichthyophthirius multifiliis, 1289 nucleotides long. Its product is annotated as nucleolus protein required for cell, putative. Lineage: Eukaryota; Ciliophora; Oligohymenophorea; Hymenostomatida. The transcript has 2 exons. The record is from RefSeq and is a predicted model, not a curated record. Gene Ontology annotation, cellular component: small-subunit processome; nucleolus. Gene Ontology annotation, molecular function: U3 snoRNA binding; rRNA binding. Gene Ontology annotation, biological process: maturation of SSU-rRNA from tricistronic rRNA transcript (SSU-rRNA, 5.8S rRNA, LSU-rRNA).
UUCGAGAAGAUGAAAACGAAAAAAAGAAUUACGAAAGACUGAGAAAAUUUCCUAAUAAAAUAAACAUAGAAAUAACCUAAUAUCCACCUAAUUAUAUAAAAAAAUCGCCCGAAAUAUUAAAAUCAGAAUAUUUAAAAGAAGAAGAAAAACAAAUAACAUAUAAACAAACAGAAAAGGAAAAACUGCGUUAAAAAAUGAGCGAAAUAUUUAAUUUAGGUUAAACUGAAAACAUAAUAAACCCAUAUAAAAACUAAAACAAAACUAAAAGUUUAAAUAUAUAAGAUCCAAUAAGAAAUACACUAAAUAACAAUAUUGAAAUAAAAAAUUACGAGCCAAAUACUUUCUAUUAAAAUUAAAAAAAAAUCUCAUAUUCAAUAUAAAACAAAGAAGAAUACAAUUUAAACUAUUCUGCAUAGCAGACACUCCAAAACAAAUCUAAUAAUUUACAAACUACUUAAAUUUAAGGUCUUUUUUAACUACAAGUUAUAAACUCUUUUAUUGAAAAUUACUUCGAUUCUAUUUUUAUAGACCAAAACGAAGAAAAUGUUUAAUAAUUAAGAGAAAAUUAUAUCAAACAUAUAAAAAAUCAUUUAAAAAAUAACCCAAAACACACUGGAUUUACAAAAUCAAGAAUUUUAAUUAUAUUACCAUUUAAAGGAGAUGCUGCUUAUUUAUUAGAUUUAUUAGAAAAACAGUUUUCUUUUAAAUAAUAACAAGAUUCAACUAAAAAAAGACUUAUAGAAGGAUAUUUUGAUGACGAUAAAUAAAGAGAAGAAGUUUUCAGAAUCGGAGUAAAAAUUAAAGAAAAUUCACUGAAAUAUUUUGUUCCUUUUUCCAAUGAUGAUAUUAUUAUAGCUUCUCCUUUAGGAUUAAAACUAUCUAUAAAUAAAACUAGUACAAAAGAUACAGAUUUUUCAUUUUUAAGUAGUUUAGAAAUACUUAUUGUAGAUCGUGCUCAUGUUAUUUUAAUGUAAAAUUGGUAACAUAUGUAUGAUAUAUUACCUUUACUUAAUAAAAUACCUAAACAUAAAUAAACAACGAAUAAUUUAUAGGACAUUGAUAGUAUAUAUUUAGAAAACUUAUCGAAAUUUUAUCGUUAAACUAUAAUUAUUAGCGAGUUUUAAUUCCCUGAACUAAAUAAUUUUCGAGAAAAUACUGUCAAAACUAUAUAGGAAGCGUAGUCAGAAAACAGUACUAUUUUGAUAAAGAAUAUGAGAAAAAAACGCAUUAGAAUUUAUAAAACUAGAAGAUAUAAUGAGUCCAAACUAAGAUUUAGAAAAAAGGUUUGA